Messenger RNA from Magnolia sinica, 1548 nucleotides. RefSeq names its product probable F-box protein At4g22030. The coding region runs from base 140 to 1396 and encodes 418 amino acids. The transcript has a single exon. Lineage: Eukaryota; Viridiplantae; Streptophyta; Magnoliopsida; Magnoliales; Magnoliaceae. The record is from RefSeq and is a predicted model, not a curated record.
UUCAGUCCUGUUUUUCAUCAAAGACAUACAUCCUUACAACCCAAAUCCCACCUUCCUUCUCAUCCUCUACUCAAACUCAAAGAAUCUAGCAAAGAUUUUAUAAGAAAGAAAAAGAUUUAAAAAGAAGGAGAGAAGGAGAAUGUCAGCCUCUUUUACUUCUAGCCUAUUAUCAUCUUCAUUUUCUCCACUGUGUGAUCCUGAGCGUAGAUUUUCUGCAAUUCUAAAAGCCCCAAAACUCCGAAAGAGUAAGUUAUCAUUCGCAAAGACACCAAUUGUAAACAUGAAUGAACUCUAUAUGAAAAAUGGAAACUUGAUCCAAACCGAUAUACAGAUAGAAAAGCGGGCGGUGAUCGACGGUGAUGAUGAUGACUUCAUGGAUGCUAUUUCCAAGCUUUAUGUAAUCACGGAAGCGGUCACUGAUCGGGCAGAGAUGCAUGCAAACGUUGCAGAGCAGAGGAAUAGCUGGAAUAAUCUCCUUGUCAACUCCAUCAAUGCAAUCACUCUCACAGCAACGACCAUGGCUGGACUCUCCGCAAUAUCGACAGGGACCGCCCCUGGCAUGGCAUUGAAGGUUUCAUCCACUAUCUUGUAUUCCGCCGCGACUGGACUGCUGUUGUUGGUGAACAAGAUCCAGCCCUCCCAACUUGCAGAAGAACAAAGGAAUGCUACUCGGUUGUUCCGUCAGCUCUAUACACUGAUUCAAACCACUCUCGCACUCCGUAAGCCUACUCCAACAGACGUGGAAGAUGCGAUGGAGAGGGUGUUGGCUCUCGACAAGGCCUACCCACUUCCCUUGCUCCCAGGAAUGCUCGACAAGUUCCCAACUACAGUCGAGCCUGCAAGAUGGUGGCCUUCAUUCAAUCUAAGACGACAGAAGCUACACCCACUUCCCGCUCGAGACGAAAAGAACGGUUGGAGUGGGAAACUUGAAGAAGAAAUGAGAGGCAUUCUUGAAAUAUUGAGGAGAAAUGACAUCGCCGAGUAUGUGAGACUGAGCAAGUUGGUAUUGCAAGUCAAUAAGAUUUUCUCAGUAUCGGGUCCUCUACUCACUGGCCUUGCUGCACUUGGGACUUCUUUUAUCGGAUCUGAUUCUCGUGGGUCAUGGGCUAUGUUGAUCGGCAUCAUUGGUGGGGCACUAGCUAGCAUAGUCAACACGGUACAACACGGCGGGCAGGUGGGAAUGGUAUUUGAGAUGUAUCGGAACUGCGGCGGCUUCUACCGCCUCUUGGAAGAGUCCAUUGAAUCCAACUUACAGGAAAGAGAACCCAGUAAGAGAGAUAAUGGGGAAUUGUUUGAGAUGAAGAUGACCUUAGAGCUUGGAAGGAGCUUACAGGAGCUUAGGAAUCUCGCCGCUGCAACAUCUUCGGUGGAGGAGUUUGCCGGAAAGCUCUUCUGAUUCUCGAGGAGAGAGAAUCUUGUGCAUAUAUUAAUAUUAUUAUUUUUCAUUCUUUUAUUUAUUUUUCUGUUUUGUAUAAUAUCUUGUAGCACAACCUAACACAUUUUCCAUACACUCAAAUACAGUGCUCGUUCAGAAAGUUUUUAUUUUUA